AUGAAUGAAGGGACUAGGCCUAUCAAAGCAAAUCAAGCGUCCACAAUUAUAGGUGGCUGCACUAGUACCAUCACUGUAACACUGCAAUCACAACUGAAGGCAAUGUGGCUGUUACCAAAAAAUAUUGUAAUUUUGUUACUACUGUAUUUGAUUUUACUCCUGUUGCUGAGUGUACCUAAUGUAUAUAGCCAGUCAGUUGUAACAUCUAAUAAAGUGGCCAAAGAAGGUGAUGGUGAAGUAGUGAUACCGUGUGACUAUUCACAAGUCACUAAUACACCUUUGUCUGUCAUAUGGAAUGAAGUAAAUGAAACUGUAAACAUUAUUACAUUUGGUAUUGUAAGUAAUGUAGAGGAAGUUAAUGGCCGUUACAGCUUAAGAAGAACUCCUGGGAAUGCUGACCUGGUUAUCACGAAGCCAGUAAGGAAUGAUAAUGAGAGAAGAUUUCAAUGUCAAAUACUGUCAAGAAAGGGAGAUUUCAUAUAUUCAGAUUCUUCCAUUCUCACUGUAAAUUACCUAGAUGAGCCUGUACUGUCUGCCUCAGCAAGCAGUGUCUAUGAAGGUGAAUCAGUGGCCUUGACCUGUACUAAACCUGAUGGUGACCCGGAACCUAGUAUCACAUGGUAUAAAGAUGGACAAGCACUCAGCACCACAGACACCAAUAGAUUUACUACAAGCGAAGUUGCUCUUGAAAUACACAUUGAAGCUGCAAGUGCAGCUGAUGGUGGCAGGUAUACAUAUCUUACAGUUACAUUUGAAUCAAAAGAUGGCACUGCAACAUGCACUGCAGAGGGUCAUCCCAACCCGUCUUCUGUAAUGAUAUACAAAGAUGGGGAAAUGAUUGAGAAUGGGACACUUACUGCAUCUGUGAAAAUUUAUGAAGAGAUUUGUAAAUCAAACAUCACAUGCUAUGCAGAGAAUGGAGAAGUUAAUGCAACAGAACCACUGAAGACCUGUAAAGAGGGUUCAAACUCUGCAUUGUAUGCACUUUUCAUUAUCCCUGUCAUACUGUGGAUACUGUUUCUGCUCUACUUUAUAUUUUGCAGGAAAAUUGAGAUAAAAGGAGAAGAUAUGACAGCAGUAGAAGGCGACAAAUCACUUGCAAUGAGUAAAAAAUAUCGUCCUAGUAUUGCACACUUUGAGACUUUCCAGUGGGACUUUGUGAUAAAAAAUGAAGAGAAAAACAAGGAGGAAUCUAAAACACAAGCAAUUGGUUUAGCUCCUAAGCUCGGCUUCAAGUAUAUUCUUCGUUGCUGUUUCUACUUUUGUGGAAUCUGUUGUAUUGAAUACAAAGAAAAAUAUGAAAAUGGUGACUUGGAAAAGAAAAGUAAAAAUAGUGAGGGUAAACAUUAUGAGGAACUUGAGCUGGAAGAAAAAGACUGUGAAAGAGGAAUUGCUGAUGGUGAGGAUCUCUGUGGUAACAAUGACCCCAAUGAAGAAGAGGCCUAUGUGAACAUUUCAACAGAGAAUAUCAACAAAAAAAGUCAAUCACUGAUCUUCAUUCCUGAUAGAAAAGGGAAGACCUCAGAUCAAAGGUUUGUUGUAUUCAGUGAAAAAUAUUUGCAUUUUGGUUUGCCUUUGCCAUAG
Anneissia japonica is the source of this 1584-nucleotide messenger RNA. RefSeq lists its product as uncharacterized. Lineage: Eukaryota; Metazoa; Echinodermata; Crinoidea; Comatulida; Comatulidae. The record is from RefSeq and is a predicted model, not a curated record. Bases 1 to 1584 code for a protein of 527 amino acids. The transcript has 12 exons.